Molecule: messenger RNA, 2441 nt
Organism: Nymphaea colorata (pocket water lily)
Lineage: Eukaryota; Viridiplantae; Streptophyta; Magnoliopsida; Nymphaeales; Nymphaeaceae
Exons: 3
Coding region: 498-1151 (217 amino acids)
Molecular function (GO): chromatin binding
Source: RefSeq, a predicted model, not a curated record
CUCUCUCUUUCUCUGUCUCUGUUUUCUUCGUCCGCUUGGCCUUCUUGUCGUUCUUUCUCGUCUUACUUAUCUCUCUUCCUUCUCUCUUGUCCGUUGAUUUCGUCCCUACUUCGUUCUUUUUCUUGUCCGUCCAUUCUCUGAGAUACCACGACGGAAGUAGCCCAACCCUCGCGUCGCCGGAAAAUCAGCCGGAAACGGUCGUGAUCUCCACGGGACGCGUUUGCCCUAACAAUUAGACGCGUGUUCGGGUAAGACGCGAAGAUUUUCCAGAGUUCUUUCGCUCUAGGGCUCGAUCUCACUGGUCGAGGUGCUUCGAGGGUGAUUCGGAGUGAAUUAGGGUUCCUUCAGUGCGCCGGUCCGAUCUAGGGUUUGGAGGAAAGGAUAAGGUUCUGGGAUUGAGGAGAAGGCGAGAGAUUGUUCGGACGAAAGAGGGUUGAAUUGAUGUGUCGCCCCGGGGGUGAAGGAGCGGCUUUAACCCUGGGGGAAGAUGCAAGGCUAUGCAUGGGGGAGAAGGUGAGGACCGAAGACGGAAGCGGCACAUGCGGCCGGACCCCCUUCGUUCGGCGACGACAGUGGCGAAUUCUUCGCUUUCUGAAGGGGCCUAUUUCUGCAAGGAUGGUCGCAAGAUCAGCGUUGGUGAUUGUGCACUUUUCCAAGCUGAAGGUUCACCACCCUCUAUUGGUAUAAUUCGUUGUUUGACAACAAAUAAAGAGGACUAUCCCAAACUUGGUGUGAAUUGGCUCUAUCAGCCUGCUGAUGUGAAGUUUAAAGGCUUCUUGUCUGCACCGAAUGAAGUCUUCUAUUCAUUUCACAGGAAUGAAAUAUCUGCUGCCUUCCUUCUUCAUCCGUGUAAAGUUGCAUUUCUUCGUAAAGGCAUCGAACUUCCUCCAGGCAUAUCCUCUUUUGUAUGUCGACGAGUUUAUGACAGAUCAAACAAGCGUUUAUGGUGGCUAACUGAUAAGGAUUACAUAAAUGAGGAUGUAACAUACAACAAUGUUAAGGGAACAUCAGCCACCUCUCUAACCUGCAAGAUGCCCAGAAUUUUGCUUUCGUGGAGCUCGAUUACCAUAAAUUUGAGGCGUUGGAGCUCUUUCACAAAAUGCAACUUGUUGGUGUCCGUCCACCGUGACCAUGCUAAUGUGUUCACAUAGGUGCACCAUGCAUCGAGAUGGCCAAAGGGACUAUGAUCGGACAAAGGUCGAGAUGGCCAAACACACACACACACACCCUAUCUAUAUAUAUAUAUAUAUAUAUAUCUCUAUAUAUAUAUAUAUAUAUAUAGAGAGAGAGAGAGAGAGAGAGAGAGAGAGAGAGAGACUAUCAUAUGUUAGAUUUAAUAAGAAUCAUCUAAAUCUGGGCUGUCAAUUUUAAAGGUAUAGAAAACACAAUACUCAGAACAAGUUGAAAGGUUUUGUAAAGAAAGUGCACACACAUAAAUGAGUUUCUUUAAUCGAGACCUCUUCUUCUGACUACUCUGAUUUCCUUAUAAUAGAAUCAAGGAGUCUAAACGAACGAUGCCAUUAAGUUUGGUAUGGGAGGUAUAUAUGGUAGAUUGGUAUGCCUUUAUAAAUAUAUAUACACACACUUUUGCGUUAACCAAAAAAUAUUUUUUUUUAAUAAAUAUUUAUUUUUUACUCUGUCUUUAUUACACAUUAAAUCACUUAUUUAUAUUUGAAAAGCUAUUCAAAUUUUCUAUCCCUUUUUCAAUCUCAUUUAUUUGGUUUACUCGAUUACCGAGUUUUUGUUAUUGACUUUGUAGAAAGUAAAAUUUAAUGAUCCAUAAAACCUUUUGAAAAUUUUUUAGCCAAUCAUUUGCUCCUUUAGUACAUGUUCUAAUUAGUAGAUUCAUUCCUUGUCCGAAGCCGGGUCAUUCAUACCUUUGUUUAUUGAAUUAAUUUCACAACGAACAGCCGCAAUUACUAUCAUAUCAAGAAUUCUCGCCCAAUUGAUUGCUCCCAGUCAUUUUUGUAUUCAACGAUAAAUAUUUUUAAAUCAAAUAAGUAAUGAUUUUUCAUAAUGUAGGCCAUAUAUAUUUCUACGAUAUUUGAAAACUAAUUUCAUGUUAAAAUGUGAGUUGGUUCUGAAACAGUGUAAGUACAAAUAAAAUAUUAUGGCUUUGCUGGGGACAUCUAUGGAAAAGCAAGAGAGAGAGAGAGGGGAGGGGACAGACAUGGUCAAUUCAGAGAUGCAGAUCUGUGGUGCAUUGGUAGCUCAAGUGAGAGUGACAAGGCAGUGGGAGGAAGAAGGAUCAUGUGGACAAAAGGAAGUCGAUGGUGCUCAAUGAUGCUCAAUGAAGAGGCACGUUAGGGGUCACCAUAUACGUGACAUGGAAUAAGGACACUCCAAACUGGAAAAUGCCAACAUCCAUGGGGUUAAAGGUUGAACUGUCACCUUAAAGAGAAUUCAAUUCUGUGGGGCAUCCAAAUAUUUGUCUUAACUCA